Molecule: messenger RNA, 5774 nt
Organism: Ruditapes philippinarum (Manila clam)
Lineage: Eukaryota; Metazoa; Mollusca; Bivalvia; Venerida; Veneridae
Product: neurobeachin-like protein 1
Biological process (GO): intracellular protein localization
Cellular component (GO): membrane; cytosol
Molecular function (GO): protein kinase binding
Source: RefSeq, a predicted model, not a curated record
GUUGCGGAAGUGCUGGAUAAAAUUCUCCAAAAUUGUCAAUAAAAUGAUUAUUUGGAAAUACAUGAUUUAGCAGAAAUGGAAGAGUUGAGUUCAAAAGAGAGAUUGUUUCAGUUUUGGAUGAUUUAUACGACGAAGACUGAUCCAAAAGCAUUACACGACUAUAUCGAACUAUUUAUAGAAACAUACAGGGAUCUGAUAGACUAUGAUUUGAAUCAUUUAACUGACGGGUUCUCUGAAGAAGGUCCACAUCUGACCAAAUUGCCUGAUGGGAUACUACAGGUGCUUGGCAACCAGUUGAAUCAGUGUUGCUGUGGUGAUGACCUAGAUACGAUCAAACUAGCAACAAAUAUUGUCAAAUGUUUAAUUGUUCUGUGCAGGAAUCAUGAUAAUGUGCAGUUAGUAGCAUCAUGCGAGUUCACAAGUUAUGCUGUUAACAUCGCCACUGCUGUUGUAAAUAAGAUUAAAGGAAACAUGAUAGAGGAGGAGUUACAACAACAUAUCAUUUUCCUGAAACUAACGCUACAUUUCUUCGAAUGUUUGUAUGAUCCAUAUUUUAUAUGGCGGAAAAGACUGCUAGGAUGGACUAAGAAGCUGUCUAGUUCAAAUUAUAAGCCAGCUCUGCUACAUGUAGAAAUCAUACCAUUCUUUCAUGAUUGUUUCCAGAAGAGCUGGUUACCGGCAGAUUUAAAGGUACACUUGAUACACGUGUUUGGUGCUAGUAUAUCCGGAUCUCAGCAUAAUGCGUUGAGUGCAGUUACCCCGGCAACCUUGGAUGUUCUUCUCAAGAUUCUGGCUUCUAACGGAUCAGACAAGCCAACCAAUGAACAGAGAGAGGAAAUGCGGGGGCUGAAAAAUCUUGUGCUGAAAUGUAUGGUCAGAAUGAUUCAUGUGAUACAUUGCUGUAGUCCUGACCUGCGUCAAGUGGAAGUAAGCCAUAUAAUGGAAGGAUAUAUGCAGGUGUUACUAAACUUUGAUUCACAGCUAGAGGACGACAUGCAGUUAGCUAUGAUUGGUGCUAUAAAUGAGAUGUUAUCAUGUGAAGACCCCAGUGCACUGCAGGUGAUCCUAGUUGGUGCUGGGACAUUUGAUGCCUUUGUGUCAUUGCUACAGAAAACUUCGCUUUGUGGAUCAGAAGCACAGACCCUUGCUAUGUCAGUGUUAAAGGUGAUGACCACAGUUCUAACUGGCUCAGGGAACGCCAAGGAGAGAUUCAAACUCAGAGUGGGGUACGGAAGAUUUGUCGAGGUACUCAAGAGUCUUGGCCAGCCUUCCAUGGAUCUUCUUAAAUCUGUACUCCAUUUGGUUGUUGAAGGAGAUUAUGAGGAGAACUGUACAUAUAAUAUACAUAACACCCAUGCUGCAAUCAUGCUCAUCCAAUGGCUGCCUGACAUUCAGUCACAUGACCUACAGAUAUGGCUGGCGGAACAUUUACGACAGUUGUGUAGCUCCAAUCAUAAUAACAAGAUGAAUUGUUGUAAUAAUGGGAUGAUUGUUGCCAUUUUGUGUGUAUUAGGGCGAGAGAAACAGAUUAACCCUGCAGCAGUCAGUCAUUUGAUUGGUCUAUUAGAAUCUCUUGGGACCCAAUCAAUUACAGCCAUAGAACUUAAACAGUUGAUUGGACUACUCAGACUAGAUGAUGAAGAAAAGCAGAACACAUACUGUAGUAGACUAAUGCGUGCAAUGUCUACCAUGGCCAGACGAGAGGGAAAAGAGGGUGCUCUCCAUUUCUUUAAUAUUCAAGACCCAACAGAUGGUAUUCAAAGUUGGCAAUUGGGAUCAGGAAAAUGGCCAGGGGCGGCGGGUUCUUCAUUCCACUACAUGAGUUUCUUAUCAAAUUCUGGUUGUGGUUUUGAAUGUUUUGUGAGUGAUUCAGGGGAGCUCACUAUUGCUGUGUUUAGUAAAAAAGAUUAUAAUGGAGUUACUGUUCCUGAUGUGGAUCUACAAGAUGGUCAUUGGCAUGACGUUUGUGUAGUGCACACCAACUCUAAGCGACCUUUUGUUGCCAGUCAGCUUUAUGUAUACGUAGAUGGUAAACAGAAACACAACUCUCAACUCAAGUACCCUAACAUGAGUGAGGCGCUCACCUCUUGCCGUGUUGGCUGUAUGGUAUGGCAAAGUCAGUCCGACUCCUGGCACAAUGAUACUCAUCUUAACUCAACAGUAGAUAACAAGAAAACAUCACCCUUGAAGUCUUUCCUACAACACGCAGUGAAGUCCAACGGUAGCGUUCCCGGAGUCGAUUCAAUUCCGACAGGGUCUCAGGACGAUACUCACGGAAUUCCAAUCCCAUUAAACGGUCAGAUCGGGUCCGUGUGUAUAUAUCACGAUGCUGUUUCAGCCAAUCAGGUGAAGAGAUUAUACACAGCGGGACCGAAUAAUUUGACGGUGUUUAACGAGGAUAGUGAGCUGUUGGACUUGCCAGGGAAAAUGGUGCUAUACUAUAAUGCAAGGGCCUGCAGAAAUUCACAUAUCAUGGAUCUCUCAUCUUGUCAGAAUCACGGUCAAUUAUUGGGCCAGAAAUGUGUUACCUGGGAUAUUAAGGAUGUUAUUAACUGUACAGGUGGUAUCCAAGUGCUUUUUCCUCUGCUAGAGCAAGUAAACAGACUUCCUUCACCUCCAGAGAUUAGCAGUCCUGAGUUCAAAUCUCUUGCCAGCCUCAACAAGACCACAGACCAGGAAGAUUGGGUUGUUGUGCCCAGUAGUUCAUACGCAGAUACUAAGUUGGAACAGAACCAAGUGGCCGGUUUCUUGACAUUGUUACGUAACAUGGUACAAACAAAACCGGUAAAUCAGCAAACGUUUAUACAAACAAAUGGUGCAGCUGUCAUUGGGGCUUUGUUACAAAAGGUGAACUCAAAGCUAGUAGAUGUAAAUGUACUAAUGGCUGUACAGCUUUUGGUAGAAGCCACUGCAUCCACCAACAGAACAAUGCUCCUCCAUAUGUACCAGUAUAUACUGUUUGACUUUAGAAUCUGGAGCCGUAGUGACUUCCCUGUCAGAAUAGGUCAUAUACAAUACUUGUCUACAAUAAUCAAGGAUGACAGGAGACAUUUUAGGAAGAUGUUUGGUGUGCAGUAUAUACUUGAUGUUAUCAGAUCACACUACAGUAAUGAUUGUACAUUAUCUGAGGAGGAUGCUAGGACGAUCAGGGUAUCUUUACUUAGUCUGAUCAAAUAUUAUAUUGCCAAAGAUAUUACCAUAGAUGAACUGUCAGCAAUACUUCACUUUAUGAUGGGCUGCAAGGAAGAAAGUUUGAUCUGUGAAGCGUUGGAUAUUUUAAUAUCCCUGCUGGAUGGGGGUAGAAAACAAGACCAGAUUUAUCUGUUGAUGUUUGAACCUCAUAUUGGAGAGAUGUUGUACGGUCUUCUCACUAUCAAGGGCUUCACCAUCAUUUACUAUGAGAAAAUUGUUAAGGUGCUCUACAUACUUCUGAAAACUGAUCGAGUUUAUGAGAAAAGCAAAACCAGGUUAAGACUGACAGAUUGCGGAUACCUCGGGCUGAUUGGUCUGAUACAGGGGUUUGAGGUGUCUGGACCGACUAUCCAAAGAUUUCUAGAACAAGUAACAGUUGUAGAUAACCCCCAGAGUUACAAUGCUGUAUUAGCUGUAUUACAGUUGAUAUAUACUAGUGGAUUUGAUAUUAAACUAGAAGCUAGUCGCCAAAUUCUGUCAAUAUUAGUGUCAAAAAACGGUGGUGCCAAAAGUUUCGCCAAACAGUUAGGAUGGCAGGAAGCCCUUUCUAAACUUUUUAUUCUCCACCCUAUUUCCAUGGAAACAAGUGACCUUGACGUGUUUGACUGUGAUAUAACCAUGGAGAAACAGGCAGACUGUGAUGAAAAUAGAACAAAGGGGGGCGACUCUGAUGAAACCUGUUCAAAGGGAGACGAUUCUGAGCAGAAUGCAGAGACAAGUCCUUUGUUAAGAGAUUAUGGUUCUCCUCAAGGUAUAAGUGCAAUAUCCCCAAACGACUGUGUUCAGAAUGAGGCUACGUCCUCAGAUAUUGUUAACGGCCAUAACUGUGAUAGUGAAAUUGAUCAAAAGAGUGAUAACGGAAAUUGUGAUAGUAGUAAGGAAUUAAGUGUUCAAAAACCGUCCCCUCCAACACAUCUGAAUUUAAGCCCCGGAGGUGAUGCAACUCAUAAAGAAAGUGUAGAGUUCUUCUCAUCUUCUCUAAAUACACCGUCGACCCCUCUCUAUCUAAAAUCUCAACUUUUCGGAGAUCUCGGAGCCUCUGGUCCCGAUGACUAUAUUCAGCCAAUGAGUCGGAGUUCAAGCGCUAGCGCGGAAGAUUUAAGCACCAUUGCUCAAAGAGCCGCAGAACGAAAAUCGCUUCAAAAAGAUGUAAGUUCAUCGUCAAUAUCACAACUCUCGCAAAGUGAAAGUGGGAUAGAUUUAGCGGAAGAGGUGGAAAUGAGGCGGGAUUCGCUGUCAUCAUCUUGGCAUCAGAAUAACACUCACAGGAUGUUGAAUAGUCUAGGACUACGAGGGAGUUUUCUGAUGGACGUGGUAGAGAACUCGGAAGAGUUGUGUCAGAAUCUGCUGAUUAUAUUGUAUACAGUAAUGUGGAAGGGUGUAGAAGGCUCGGAUGAAGCUGCAUGGAAGGAGAGAGGUCAGGUGUUUGCAUGGCUUGACCAUAUCAGUCAGACCAAUGAGCUGAUGUGUCCAGUAGCCGAGUUAAAGAGACGAUUGUUAGAGAUGAUGUUACAUGCUUGUACCACAGACAUCAAAGAUGCUGGUCACUCAUCACAGUCGUAUAUGGAGAAUGCUAUUGAGCUGGUACGGCUGGUCAGAUACUCUCUCUUUAAGAAUGAGGCCAGCAUGGAUGGACAGAUGUACAGUGAAAUGUUACUGGAAGAUGUAAUGAGUUUAUUGGAUAGUUUAGCAGUGUGGGAUGUACCAAGUGGAGCAGGCUGGCAGGAAAUGGUUCAUCUUGGUUUAAGUGUGAUAGUGGCCUUUGCUCAAAACAACAAGUUAGAGCUAUGUGCCAGUGCUACAGCUAGACUUCAUAUGUUGGUACAGACGAAACUGAUUUCUAGUUCUGCUGAGGCGGCUUACCUCAUUGGUCAUCUAAACAUUGUGAUAGUAAAGGCAGUGGAUGAUGAGACGGACAACUACAGUUUCCUGAUACCUGUUAUGAAGGCGUUGAUUGAUAAAUCCUACCAACUUCUGAAUCUCGAUUUAAAUUUGCCCAACUUACCUUCGACAAUGAUGAGCCCAACUUUCUUUGAUGAUUUCAAAACGUACUGUAAGACAGAGGAGUGGACCACCUUCAUCGAGAAUUAUAUUGAACCUCAGAAGCAGCAUUUUACAGAGAACGUGUUCAUGGACUUGACAAAUAAAAUAGCGGAGUUCUGGUCCAAUUGUCAGCAAGAAAUGAUGAUAAACAUGCAUAGACGUAACCGUGAACACGGCGAGAGUAAACUUAAGUUUCAGAGCCAAGUAUUAGAUGUGUACAACAAGAAAGUAAGCAAUGAGGAGAAACGGUUUCAGAAUGUGACAACACAGUUACGUAAUCAGCAUGCUGCUGCCCUGAAACAAUGGAGAGCUGCAAAACGUUUCUUUACUGGUGAGAGGGGAGCUUGGGCUGAAAGGUGUGGUUUCUAUGUUUUACUAGGAGAGGCCAGUAUGCUUAGAGAUAAUCUGGGUGUUGAAGAUAAUGUUUUCAUGGAUGAAAUCAAGCAACUCAUGGUUGCUAAGGAAGCUCUGGUAUCCAAGGAGAACAUUGGGGAUGAUGGGAUAGGAGAUGAAGAUUGGAAUGUGAUGAAUGCACAAAG